AUGACGGCUCCUGAUCAAAUAUUACAAUGUCUAGUUGAAGAAGAAACUCAAUCACAGCGAACGAUCAAUAAAGUUCCAAUUGUUGGAUUUUUUGCAAGCAUUGGAAACAAUGUAAAUCAAAUGGUAGGCAGCGGAAUAUUUUCAACACCGGGUAUCAUAUGGCGAUGGACUGGUUCACCAACAGCGACCCUUUUGUUGUUCUUUGCUGGAGCCGUUAUUUCAAUGUGCGGGUCUUUAAUAUAUGCUGAAGAAAGAAUUAUGAUUCCAGAAAUGGGUGGAGAGAAGGCAUACUUGGCAAAAGCCUUCCCGGAACCGCAUCGUUUGUUCAGCUAUUUAUUUAGUGUCGUGAUGAUUACAAUAAUUCGUCCAGGCACUAUCGUGGCUGUGUCCAAUAUAGUUGCACAGUACGCUUUAUUUGCAUUUCUUGGAUUUGAUAGAACGAAUGAUGCUGAUUAUCAUCCAGCUUAUUUGGAUAAUGGGAAUUUUUGGAGACUUCGUGGGAUAUCACUAGUUGCCUUGUUAAUAGCAAGUGGCUAUCAUUGUUACUCGAAUGUGGUUGCAAACCGUAUAAACCAAACGUUCUCAAUAAUAAAGAUGCUGAUAUUAACGGUCAUUGCACUAAUGGGACUUAUUGUACUCAUGAACGACGCCUCUAAUUUGAGGGUCGCAUUGAAUUUGAGGGACGCAUUUAAUACUCAACGUGAAGACCACCAGCACCCAGUCUCAUCAUCAGAUUACGGAGCUGCUCUUUUAAUGACUUUAUUUUGUUACGAGGGCUGGAACAAUAUUAAUUAUCAAUUGGACGAGCUUCGAGAUGUUAAGAAAAAUCUCGUUCGAACAGGUAUCGUCAGUGUUGGUGCAGUUGGUGCAUUAUUCCUUUUAGUGUUAAUAUCCUAUAUAAGCGUCGUCCCAGACUCAUAUAUACUUAAUCAAAAUAACACUUUAUCGGGCGCAAAUGACACUUUAUCGGGCGCAAAUAACACUUCGCCCGAUGAUCCAAACGAAGUAAUUGUCACAUUAUUUGUCACGUUCUUCAAAAAUUUUACCACCAGCCAAAAUGUAGCAAUUCCACAACUCAUCCAAGAAAGUGACUCGAUUGCAAGAGCUUUCUCAGUAUUCGUGGUGAUCUCUUCAUUUGGUGCUAUGGCUGCGUUGAUGUGGUCUGGUGCUAGAAUUAUUGUUGCGUCUGCACAAUCGGAAUAUAUUCCCCGAUUUUCGAAUUUUCUUAAGCGACGGCAUGAAGACCGAGCAACCUAUACGAAUGCUUUUGUUGCACAAAUGAUUUGGUGUGCGCUUAUUACUAUUCUGGCGCCAACUACAGAUCCCUUUUCAUUUUUAGUCUCGUUGUCGCAAUAUACAACUUCGAUCGUGUAUGGCGCAGCAGCAAUUGGUCUAUUGCAUCUGCGAUACACGGCACCGAAUCUACCACGACCAACACCAGUCCCAAAACUAAUAGUCUACAUCUUCCUUCUCGUAAUCGCACUUAUUCUAAUCCUACCAUUCACCAAAGAUUUGCAACAAUUACCCUUCGUUAUUUCUUUAUGUGUAAUUGGUUUAGGGGUUACUGCGUGGUACUGGAAAUAUUACGCGUUGAAUCCAAGUCUUGUGCCUCAAAGCGAUAGUGAUACAAUUUCAGGAAUGUCUCUUGUAUGUUCAUCAGUGUAG
Ambispora leptoticha is the source of this 1665-nucleotide messenger RNA. Lineage: Eukaryota; Fungi; Glomeromycota; Glomeromycetes; Archaeosporales; Ambisporaceae. The record is from the annotation of a GenBank genome assembly.